Molecule: messenger RNA, 1881 nt
Organism: Lasiodiplodia theobromae
Lineage: Eukaryota; Fungi; Ascomycota; Dothideomycetes; Botryosphaeriales; Botryosphaeriaceae
Product: Dynamin GTPAse
Exons: 3
Coding region: 1-1881 (626 amino acids)
Cellular component (GO): membrane; microtubule; cytoplasm
Molecular function (GO): GTPase activity; GTP binding; microtubule binding
Source: RefSeq, a predicted model, not a curated record
AUGUCCGCAACAUCAACCCACACACUGGCAGACCCAUCCAUGCUCGCCAAAAUCGACAAGCUCUUCGCCUGUAACGUGGGGCAUUACAUCGACCUCCCCCAGAUCGUCGUCGUCGGCGACCAGUCAAGCGGCAAGUCAUCCGUCCUGGAAGGGCUGACCCGUCUCCCCUUUCCACGCGACAGCGGGCUGUGCACGCGUUUCGCGACCCAGAUUACGUUCCGACGCGCCACGGUCAAAUCGAUUUCGGUGUCGGUCAUACCCGGCAAGGAUGCCCCGCCCGACCACGUCGAUGCCCUGCGCGGCUGGAAGCGAGCGGACGUCGAUAACCUGGGCGGAGAACAAUUCGCACAGAUCAUGCGUGAGGCUCAGCAGUUGAUGGGGAUCAUGCCGCGCAGCGAUGACAACGGCAAUAAGGAGAGCAUGCCGACCAGGGCGCGCAAGACCUUCUCCUCCGACGUGUUAUCUAUCCAGGUAUCGGGCCCGGAUGAAGAACAUCUCACAGUCAUUGAUGUUCCUGGAAUCUUCCAACGGGUGACCAAGGACGUGACUACGAAAGAAGACAAGGAGUUCGUCCGAGAGAUGGUUGCAGGGUACAUGAGAAAUCCUCGAUCUAUCAUGCUGACGGUCGUGCCGGCAAAUGUUGACGUCGCUACCCAGGUGAAGGUCGAGAUCAACAAGAAGCUCAAGAAGAGCAGGGCGGAACUUGAAGCCCUGGGAUCAAAACGCGACACGCCGGCUGAACAAUCGAGAUUCCUCAUCGACAUGGCCGACAAAUUCCAGAACAUUGUUGGCAAGGCUCUGGCUGCGAGAUAUUCCGACGAGUGUUUCGCGGAACACCCGGAGCUCAAGAUUGCGACACUAGUCGUUCAGCGCGAUGAGGUUUUCUCGAAAGAUUUUGCAACCCAUGGCCACACUUACAGGUUCAAGGACUUUUGGGACGAUGAUGAGAAAGAGGCGGACGCUGUCUCUUGCUUCACACAGGACGAUGACGAUAUUGACUCGACUAACCACAUCGAAAAUGGAUGUAAUGGGGCGGACGGGCAGCUGAAGAACAUCUUCACGAGACAUUUCGAAGAUGCCGGAGAUCUCGUCGAUAUUCUUCAUCCGACAAAAGCCAUUGUCCAGCCGAAGGCCCGCGGUAUCUUAGACUGGAUCACAGAUCUCUAUGAAGACUCACGUGGGUUUGAGCUUGGGCAAUUUGAUCCAUCGCUACUUGCGACGUUGCUGAAAGCACAGACCAAAAAUUGGCAAGGCUUAGCUCUUGGAUACACCUCUGAUGUUGUCGCUCUGACUCAUACUUUCAUCCAAACCCUCCUCGAGUACAUCUGUCCCGGACCCGGCACUUACCAGAAUCUUAACUCCAUGAUCAUGGACCACCUGAUGGAUCGGUAUCAGAAGGCAUUGAACGAGGUGGAGUUCAUUCUCGUUGUCGAGCGGUUUGGAACACCAGCAACGCAGAACCACUACUUCAAUGAAAACUUACAGCAGUGCCGACAAGACCGCGACUUGAAGGCAGCGUGUGACAAGGCCUUCUACUCUUCAGAAGCCAAGCAGCGUGUGGUCAGGGUGAACGACCUCAAAUCUUCUCGUUCAAUGAGCAACAAAGAGCACACCGUUCGGGAUCUCCAUGACAUCCUUGCAUCCUACUAUAAAGUAGCGCGAAAGCGGAUUGUUGAUAACAUUUGCAUGCAGGCUGCGUCCUAUCACCUGGUGACUGGCCCAGAUACACCACUCAAGGUUUUCUCUCCGGGAUUUGUCAGCCAGCUCUCUGAUGAGCAACUGGAGGAAAUCGCCGGUGAGGAUGCCCUAGUGAGAGGGACACGAGCGCGGCUUCUGAAGGAGGUAGAAGACCUCCAGAGUGGGAAAAGGAUUUUGGGAUAG